CCUAGGGUUGUAAUAGGCCAUUUUCGACCCUAGGGAAGAGAAAAGUGUCUAAAAUAUGUAAGAAAACCCUGUAUAGAGUUCGUCGGUUUUUGUCGUCAUUGUCAAGAAACGGGUCAAAAUAAGAGCGACGGCUGCGUCCAGAUCGCAACGAUUCGGGAGCAAGUGUUUUUUCAAAUACUUCCGAAACUCUAUACAAUCUAGUAACUGAAUAUUUUCCACUUCUUCUGAAAAUAACUAUUUCGUUCCCGUUGGAUAGGAAAUGAGACAAGAAAUUGAAGUGGAAAAAAGCACGCCUUCCCCACACAAAGACACUGGGAUAAAAGUCUAGUGUACCACCUUGCAGUAGUUUUCCGUGACGCUUAUUUUACUGUCUCAUAAACUCUUGUAAUUGGAAAAUUGUUUGGUGGAAAAUUCUCCUUUGUUCGCCGCUUCGGAAGAGUCUACAAUCAAUUUUAGUUUUCAUUUCCCGUUUUAUCUUUAAUUGCAUUAGAUAUCGUAAAACCAAGCGAACCGAUUGUAUCUAUCUACUUGAAACAAAGAGAAAAAAAGCAAAGAAAUGUCUGACUACGAACUCCCCAUAGCAAAACAUAGCCGUCUCUCUAUAUACCUUCCAUAAUUGAAUCCAUUGAGUUAUGCCGUUUGAGUGUAGGAAUAUUUUUAUGUUUUAGUUUAUACGCAACCAGUUGUUUUUUACAUUCGGUCCGUAUAUUACACGCUGUUUUUUUCGUCGUAUACAAUAGUAACGAUAGUAAUGUUUUAAAUGUUGACGUAUACGGUUUAUAUGCUUCUUUAGUUUUGUGUACACGUAUCAAAAUAAUAUCAUCAAAAUAUCUAUUGGAUACAAGAGAACCGUUUGAAUUCGUUUGAAAAAAAGAAAGAAGUCGCUCGGGAGGAAAGGAAGGCAGAUAAAAAAAAAAGUAUUUUCAAAAAUAAAAUGUAAAGUGUUUCCAUUUCGACAAUAACGCCUCAAAAACCCAUCAUUGUGGAAGAUUAAUAUUUACAAGAAAAAGAAAGAAAAAAAAAUAAUUUCAAGUGUCGACUCUUCGGUACAAUGAAUUAAAUAAGUGAUUUUCCAGUACAUGUUCGAUGGUUUAAUGAUUGAAAUUAUUAGAAGCCAGUUGAUUUGUAACAGAAAAAACUAAAAAUUAAAGUGCCAUCAUCAUGACAGUGUUGUAGUAUUCUAGUCAGUCACACCAAAAUCACAAAACCAAAACCUAAUCAGUACAAGUGUUUGAGAAAAAAUCAACCGAAAAAUUCCGAAAAAUUUACGAUAAAAAUGUGGCGUGAUACAAGUGCGACCCAGGUACACCAACCAUUAAAUUCGUACCAGCAUUAUCCGCAAUCAUCUCAACCGCCACCACCAGCAAUAAACGGAAAUAAAUGGAAUGUACCCGGUCAACGUAGUUCAUACUCGUUACCACAUCCCGGCCAUGUUCAAAGCAACAUGCGCUGGCAACACCAACAGAAACCCGAUCCACAACUGUCCAGCUCUACCCGGAAUUUAACACACACUCCGUCAUUUUUACAUCCAUCAAAGGAUAUCAAUCGACAGCCGUCGCAUAUGGGUCGACAGCGACCGAAUUCCAUGUACGAAACGCCGACGACUGGAGGAGGUUUCCAUCAAAAUGGUUUCGGUGGAAAGUCGCCAGCAAUUCCGGUCAACGGAUCUUUGAAGCAAAAAGCAGCCGAGCUGAAAGUGGAUCCGGAACUCAUUUUCACAAAACAGGAACGAAUUGGUAAAGGUUCUUUCGGCGAAGUUUUUAAGGGUAUUGACAACAGAACACAGCAGGUGGUGGCCAUAAAAAUUAUAGACUUAGAAGAAGCUGAAGAUGAAAUCGAAGAUAUCCAACAGGAAAUUAUGGUGCUAUCUCAAUGUGAUUCCCCCUUUGUCACAAAAUACUACGGUUCUUAUCUUAAGGGCACGAAACUAUGGAUUAUUAUGGAAUAUUUGGGCGGUGGCUCCGCCCUGGAUUUAAUGAAAGCCGGUUCAUUUGAAGAAAUGCAUAUUGCCAUCAUUCUUCGUGAAGUGUUAAAAGGUUUAGACUACUUACAUUCGGAACGAAAACUCCAUAGAGACAUUAAGGCUGCCAAUGUACUGUUAAGCGAAAUGGGUGAUGUUAAAUUAGCUGACUUUGGUGUUGCCGGUCAAUUAACAAAUACCACAUCCAAACGUAAUACAUUUGUGGGUACACCGUUCUGGAUGGCACCCGAAGUGAUCAAACAGUCAAUGUACGAUUCAAAGGCUGACAUUUGGUCGCUGGGUAUAACCGCAAUUGAAUUAGCCAAAGGCGAACCGCCCAAUUCCGAAUUACAUCCGAUGCGUGUGCUAUUUUUGAUACCGAAAAAUAAUCCACCACAAUUGACGGGAAAUUAUACGAAACCAUUUAAGGAUUUUGUCGAGGCGUGUUUGAACAAAGAUCCACAGAAUCGACCAACGGCAAAGGAACUGCUGAAAUUUCCAUUUAUUAAAAAGGCUAAGAAGAACUCAUACCUAAUGGAUUUAAUAGACAGGUACAAGAAAUGGAAAACGCAGAAAGGAGAAGAAAGCGAAACAGAAUCGGAAAAUUCGGAUUCUGAAGAAUCAAAACCGGAUAGUGACUUAGACGAACCAUGGAUAAUGACCGUUAAAGGAAUGCAUAAUUUCAAUAAACAAACCGUACUUAUGGGUGAAGAGCCACUGAGUGCUUCUCCAAAUAAACACAAUGGUUCGCCUAGGGAUUCCAAUUUAAAUCACUACAAAGUAAAUCAGUCAAGGCCUUCCACAACAUCACCAAUAACACAUUCGCCAUCGAAUGACAAUCGAAAAGAACGUGACAUUCAGCCGAUUCCACUGUCGCCCGUUCAGCAAAAGGACCGCGAACGUGAAAUCGAACGACAGCGGGAUAUUGAAUGGGAACGGGAUAGAGAACGAGACAGGGAGCGUCGAGACGAGAGAUCAUCGAAAGAUAUAAUACCCCUAGACCAUAGAGGAGGCGCCGAGACUCCAACAUCGGACGAGCGCAGGUCCAGCUUGCGCAGGGAACGUGAGAAAGAGCCUACUCACAACGGAAAUGGUAACACAGGAAACAGUAUUACAAAUAUUACGCCGACCAAAAAUGGCCGACUAACAAACAACAGCGCCUGUUUGAGCAACGUUAUUUUUCCUCUAUUAUCAGACUUACAGCGUAAAUACCAUUACACAUCAAAAACACCGACAGCCGUUGAUGUUGUGGAUUUGAGAUCAGCAUUCGAACACGCCGAACGAAGUUAUCCCGGUGUUAGUGAUUUAUUUGUCAAAGAAAUUAUUCACAAAUUGGUGCCCGGUUUCUCGGAGACCCGAAUCAAUACGCUUAUGGAUAAGAUAACACGGUAAAAUGGAAGUUUUUUUUUUCGUUUUUUAAUUAUUUUUUUGUGUUGAAUAUUUAGACAAAAAAAAGCUGCAAAAAAUCCGAUUAAAAUAAAAAGUUUUUAAUGGGGGAGAUGGAUAGGACGGCAGGGGAAUAGUGAAUUAUAGUCCUUCUGUUGGAGUAAUGUGAUAAAUAAUAAAGAAAAGAAAUAAAUUGUAAUUGUUCCAUAAACGCAAUGAGGUGAGAGCAAAUUGUUUCUGUUUUAUCUUGUUUGAUUGGUCCAAUCCAAUAUAAUAUUCAAUUAAUCAAAAAAACUAUAUUGUUCCACUGAUCCAACGAUAUAUAUAUAUAUAAAUAUGCAUAAAUGUAGCAUGAAAUGGAUCAUUUAGUUAGAUUUAUAUUAAUUACCGUUUAUUCUCGUCUACCCCCAUUAGCAUGAAUUACAAAAAAGAAAUAAAAAUUUAAUAAAAUCAGCCAAAAUGCAGCUCGUUUUCCUCCCAAAGUAGACUAAAUAUAAAAAGUGAAAAAUUAUAAUAAUGGAGAUGAGAGUUAAUUAAAAUAAUUAGAAUGGAGAACAAAAAUUGUUAAAUAAUUAAUUAUAAAAAUGAAGAAGAAGAAGAAGAAGGAGAAACAUUAGAACAUAGAGAGAAACAGAGAGUUAGAGGGUGAAGAUUUAUCAUCGUUAAAAAACAAAUAUUUUUUUUUUUUGAAUUAGUUAACAACACACCUUAGUACCAGGACGAGAGACAAAAUAAUAAUAGAAAUUUAAAAAGAAAUUGUAAAAAAUAUUUAAACAAAUAAAACAUUAAAGAGAAGAAAAAUAUUUAAAAGCAACAAAGAAGAAAAUUACAAAAAAGAUUUUAAGCAACAAAAAAAACUAAAUUUCAAAUCAAGACAAAAACAGAGAGAAAAAUUUAAUUUUAUGUGAUUUGAACGUAAAUGGGUCGCAUGUUGAGUUGUAUGAAAUUAAAAUUAACAAAACAAAAAACAAACAAAAAAAAUUUAAUUAUUUAAUUUAAUUUAAUUUGCAAAUAAAUGAAAAAAAAAA
Bradysia coprophila is the source of this 4374-nucleotide messenger RNA. It is a transcript of the gene GckIII, whose product is annotated as Germinal centre kinase III. The record is from RefSeq and is a predicted model, not a curated record. NCBI's taxonomy places the organism in Eukaryota, Metazoa, Arthropoda, Insecta, Diptera, Sciaridae. Gene Ontology annotation, biological process: protein phosphorylation. Gene Ontology annotation, molecular function: ATP binding; protein serine/threonine kinase activity. Gene Ontology annotation, cellular component: cytoplasm.